Molecule: messenger RNA, 1587 nt
Organism: Serendipita indica DSM 11827
Lineage: Eukaryota; Fungi; Basidiomycota; Agaricomycetes; Sebacinales; Serendipitaceae
Source: the annotation of a GenBank genome assembly
AUGAACGGAACGAUUCUCGACAAUCUUGCGUCUCAAAUUGUCGACAAACUCCCCGACAAUGUUCAAGGACAGCUAAGCAAGGUCACGACAAUGCGUGCGGUCCAGGUCGGACUAGGUUUUGUUGUCCUAGGCCAGAUAUAUCGUUGGUGGGAGAACAGGAUGCCUGUUCCGAGAUACGGUGGUAUCGUCUCAUUUUCGAGCCUCUUAUCCACGAUACGAAUGAGCAAGCGAGGACCAAGCGUUUUGUCAGAGUAUUAUUCGCGGUAUCCCAUGGCCAUGAUUCCGGCGGGUAGUCAAUGGCAACUCGUCGUGCGCAGCGAAUUUAUAGAUGAAGUCAAUCGGGCGCCCGAUGACGUUCUGUCGUUCAUCUCUGCCACAGAGGAAUCGAUUCAAGCUGGACAUACUCUUGGCUCACAAAUCGUCGAAAAUCAUUACCAUCACAACGUCAUCCGAAACUAUAUGACACGCCAACUUCACUCCAUCUUUCCAGAGGUGUACGACGAGGUCAAAUAUACGUUUGAGAAUGAUGCCACCCUCAACAGUGAUGAGUGGAGGGAGCUCCAUGUGUUUCCUUGGAUCUUAAAGGUUGUAGCCAAAGCGAGCAACCGUGUUUUUGUGGACACCCCGCUCUGCCGAGAUCCUCAAUGGCUAUCAGUAGUAAUCGAGGAUGCAACCUCUGUCGUCAAGACGGCCACCUUCAUCAACUUGUUUCCUACGCCAUUGCGAGGUCUCGUCGGAUGGCUCAUUUCUGGUAAGAAAGCGCGUCUUCGACGAGCAUCAGCUCUCGCGAAAGAUGUCAUUGAGGUGCAUCUCAGCCGAGCGGGAAAGGAUUUAGAAAUGCCAGACUUUCUGGACUGGCUCAUAUCCAUUGCUCCUCAGGAGGAACUCAACGUUGAGGAUAUCACGAGGCGUAUCGUCGCCGUCAACUUUGCUGCAAUUCAUACAAGCUCGCUGAGCCUUACGCACGCGCUCUAUUGGAUCACUGCCAGGCCCGAGUACGUCGAGCCUAUGAGGGAGGAGAUUGAAACCGUGACGAAAGAGAUGGGCUGGUCCAAGAAUGCGAUCGGCCAUAUGCCAAGAGUCGAGAGUUUUAUGAAGGAGUGCAUGCGCGUCGUACCACUCGGUGCCAAUACAAUGGCUAGGCGGGUCAUGAAACCGUUCAGGUUUUCCAACGGGGUCUCUCCACCUAUCGGUACCGUCAUCUCUACGCACGUCUAUGCAAUGCACAUGAACGAAUCGAUCUAUCCCAACGCGCAUACCUUUGACGGAUUUCGAUUUGUCAAGCCAGACUCUGACACCGAAGGGAAAGCAAAGGAGACAAUGUACUCGACGUCGGUGAACUACAUGCCCUUUAGCCAUGGGCGACAUGCCUGCCCCGGACGCUUUUUCGCAUCGAUGGAGCUCAAGCUCAUGUUCGCCUAUCUCGUUUUGCACUACGACUUCACCUGGCCAACCGAAGUUACACAGAAGCUCAAGCCCGGAGAGAAAUACCGGCCAAAGGAUAUCUGGUUCGGAAACACUUUUAUCCCGGAUCCCAAAGCCAAGAUUCUGGUUCGCAAGAGGCAGACGCGCUCGUCGCUUGAGUAA